This is a messenger RNA of Candidozyma auris, 4377 nucleotides long. RefSeq names its product DNA topoisomerase 2 (gene TOP2). Gene Ontology annotation, cellular component: nucleus. Gene Ontology annotation, molecular function: ATP binding; DNA topoisomerase type II (double strand cut, ATP-hydrolyzing) activity; DNA binding. Gene Ontology annotation, biological process: sister chromatid segregation; DNA topological change; resolution of meiotic recombination intermediates. Lineage: Eukaryota; Fungi; Ascomycota; Pichiomycetes; Serinales; Metschnikowiaceae. The record is from RefSeq and is a predicted model, not a curated record. The transcript has a single exon. The coding region runs from base 1 to 4377 and encodes 1458 amino acids.
AUGUCAGACUACUCAGACGAGUCAUUUUCAGAUGACUCUUUUUCAGACAUCGAAGUCAUGGAGCCGAAGAAGAAGUCAAAGGCUUCAAGAACACCGCUCUCAGACUCUUCUUCUACUAACACGGCCCCAACGUCUAAUGGUUCAGCUCUGAACGCCUCGGCCCAGUACCAGAAGUUGUCGCAGCUAGAACAUAUUUUGAAACGUCCCGAUACGUACAUUGGGUCUGUGGAGAAGAAUGAGGUGGAAAUAUGGCACUAUGAUGCGGAAAGCGACCUGAUGAAGUUCUCCAAGGUGACGUUUGUGCCUGGGUUGUAUAAGAUCUUUGAUGAAAUCUUGGUCAAUGCUGCCGAUAACAAGAUCAGAGACCCCAAGAUGAAGAACAUCAAGGUGGACAUCGAUCCCGAAAAUAACACCAUCAGCGUGAUGAACGACGGGAAAGGUAUCCCUGUGGAGGUCCACGAUAAGGAGAAUAUGUACAUUCCAGAGAUGAUCUUUGGUAAUUUGCUUACAUCUUCGAACUAUGAUGAUGAUGAGAAGAAGGUUGUGGGUGGUAGAAACGGGUUUGGCGCCAAGCUUUGCAAUAUCUUCUCCACGGAAUUUACGGUGGAGACUUCUGACCAAAAUACAAAACUAGUGUACACACAAACGUGGACAGAUAACAUGUCCAAAGUCUCCAAGCCCAGAAUCACGAAAGCGAAAAAUAAAAAAGAAUACACCAAAGUCACGUUUAAGCCCGACUUGUCCAAGUUUAGUAUGGAUUCCCUAGACAACGAUAUCCUUUCGGUGCUCCGCCGAAGAGUGUACGACUUGUGUGGUACCGUAAAGGAUUGCAAUAUCUUUUUGAAUGAGAAGAAACUCAAUAUUCGUAACUUCAAAAGCUAUGUCGAGAUGUACGUGAAGGCUAUCCAAGAAAGUUCCCCAGAUAUCGCUAUCGAAAACGAAGCUAAUAACCGUACUCCUAUCGUUCACGAGGUGAUCAACGACAGAUGGGAACUAGCGUUUGCCGUCAGUGACGGUAACUUCAACCAAGUGAGCUUUGUUAACUCCAUCGCCACCACUGCUGGUGGUACUCACGUCAAGUACGUCACCGAUCAGAUCAUCAACAAGCUCAUAGACGAGCUUAAUAAGGGCAAGAAAGGUAAAAAGGCAAUGAUUAAGCCCCAACAAAUUAAGAGUAACAUGUUCAUUUUCGUAAAUUGUUUGAUCGAAAACCCAGCCUUCACGUCUCAGACAAAAGAACAACUCACAACUAAGCCAUCUGAGUUUGCUUCCAAGGCCAAAGAUAAGGUUGUUAUCAGUGAUCAGUUCAUCAAGAAGCUUUCGAAAACGAGUAUCGUUGAAACGAUUCAAAGGAUCGUUGAUGCCAAUGAAGGCAAGGCAUUGCAGAAAGAUGAUGGUAAGAGAAGAACGCGUAUCAAGGGUCAGGCUAAGUUGGUUGACGCUAACAAGGCUGGUACCAAAGAGGGAUACAAGUGUACUCUUAUUUUGACAGAAGGUGACUCUGCUAAGUCCUUAGCUGUGGCAGGACUCUCCGUCGUGGGUAGAGAUUACUACGGGUGCUUCCCACUUCGUGGUAAGUUAUUAAACGUGAGAGAUGCAUCAACAGAGAUGAUUGCUAAGAAUGCAGAAAUCACCGCUCUUAAGCAAAUUAUCGGUUUGCAGCACAGAAAGGCCUAUAAUCGUGACAACAUCAAGGAUUUGAGAUAUGGUCAUGUUAUGAUCAUGACGGAUCAGGAUCACGACGGGUCGCAUAUCAAAGGCUUGCUCAUCAAUUUCUUCGAGACAAGUUUCCCUGGGCUUCUUAAUAUUGAUGAGUUUCUAUUGGAGUUCAUCACGCCAAUUGUUAAAGUGUCGAUUAAAAACAGAGGAAGAGGAGGUGACACUAAAAUUCCAUUCUACUCGAUGCCUGAAUUUGAGCAAUGGCGAGAAACUGAGGGAAAGAACUGCCGAUGGACUCAUAAAUACUACAAGGGUUUGGGUACCUCGACAACGACAGAAGCUAGAGAGUACUUUUCCAAAUUGGAUAAGCAUUUGAAGUACUUCCAUGCCCUUCAGGACCAAGACUCGAGUUUGAUUGAAUUAGCGUUUUCGAAGAAAAAAGCUGAUGAUCGUAAGGAGUGGUUACUAGGUUUUCAACCGGGCACUUACCUUGAUUCUGACUUGACCACCAUUCCUAUCAGUGAGUUUAUCAACAAAGAAUUAAUUUUGUUCUCCAUGGCUGACAACAUAAGAUCCAUUCCUUCUGUACUAGAUGGCUUUAAACCUGGACAGCGUAAGGUAUUGUACGGUUGCUUCAAGAGAAACCUUAAGAAUGAAAUGAAGGUCGUUAACCUAGCUGGUUACAUCAGUGACAAGACAGGUUAUCACCAUGGUGACCAAUCUUUAGUCCAGACUAUUAUCGGUUUGGCUCAAAACUUUAUCGGCUCUAACAACAUCAAUCUCCUCAAGCCAAAUGGUGCUUUCGGAACAAGAGCUGCUGGUGGAAAGGAUUUCUCUGCUGCAAGAUAUAUUUUCACCCAAUUGAUGGAAAUCACAAGAAAGGUCUUCAACCCGUUAGAUGAUCCAUUGUACACGUAUGUUCAGGAUGAUGCUCAAACCGUUGAGCCCGAAUGGUACUUGCCUGUGAUUCCCAUGAUAUUGGUUAAUGGUGCUGACGGUAUUGGUACUGGUUGGUCGACCAACAUUCCAUCUUACAACCCUCUCGAUAUCGUUGCCAACAUCAGAAGACUUAUGGCUGGCGAGGAAGUUCAAGAGAUGUAUCCAUGGUACAAAGGUUGGGAAGGUGAUGUUGAGAAGGUUAGUGAGGGAAAGUACAAGCUCACUGGACGCAUUGAACAGAUCGACGACAAAACGUUAGAAAUCACAGAGAUUCCCGUCAAAUCGUGGACAAAUAAUGUGAAGGAGUUUUUGUUGGAUGGUGUGAACUCUGAUAAGCCUUGGAUCAAAGAUAUGGAGGAGCAGCAUGCCGCAGGUAUUCGAUUUGUCAUAAAGUUGACUCCAGCAGAGAUGGAGAAGUCUCACCAAGUUGGUUUACUUGAACGCUUCAAGUUGAUCUCGACAGUGUCCACUGGUAACAUGGUUGCCUUCGACCCAUCAGGCCGUAUCAAGAAGUACGAAAGUGCAAGCGACAUUUUGAAGGAUUUCUAUUUUGUGCGCUUAGAAUACUACCAAAAGAGAAAGGAUCACUUGUCGGAAGAUUUGCUGAACCAAUUGAUGAGGUUGAGCGAACAAGCACGCUUCAUCAAGUUGAUCAUUGAUAAGCAAUUGAGUGUGUCAAACAAGAAAAGGGCCCUUUUGGUUGAGCAGUUGAUCGAGAUGAACUUUGCUCGUUUCGACAAGCAUGGUCGUCGUGUGAAUGCUAACGAAGGCGGUGACUUAUUUGUGGAAGCCGAGGAGGCGUUGCAGGAGGAGGAAGAAGAAGUUGGUGAUGUAAGUCUACUUAAUUCCAGAGGUAUCAACGACUUGGAAGAAGAGGAUGAAAGUGAGCACAAACCGGAAAACAUCUAUACUCAGUAUGACUAUUUACUUGGUAUGUCCCUUUGGUCGUUGACAAGAGAAAGAUACGAAAAAUUGUUGAAGCAGAGAGAUGAGAAAGAAGCUGAGCUCAACUUAUUGUUGAGCAAGAGUGCCAAGGAUUUGUGGAACGAAGACCUUGAAGUCUUUGAGACCGCAUGGGAGAAGUUUUUAGCUGAGGACGAGAAGGAGAGGUUCAGUAUGAUCGGCGGUACCAAGGGUUCUAAGACAGCGGCCAAGAAAAGACGAAAGGCCGUAAAAGACGAAGACGAAGACUACGGGGUGCCCAAAAAGAAAACGAAGAAAGUCACGCCGCCAAAACUGAGCACACCUAAGCCAACGGUCAAGCAAGAGCCAGGUACGAUGGCUAAAAGUAAGACGCAGAAGCAGCUUCCAUUUGUUAAGUCCGAGUCGCCCGCUACAAACCCAAAGCCCACAGCUCCUGAGGAUAACCUCCUUACGUUCUUCAGCAAGCCCAAAGAGAAGAAGGUGGACAAAUCAAAGAAGAAGACGUAUAUGUUCGGUGACAGUUCCGACGACGAGAUAAUCGAGAGGGUGUCACGCACAAUUGAGGAUUCUGAUGGUGAUGAGGUCAGUGCCAGCACCAGUAAAGGCUCCUCUAGAAACAGCACCAGCUCGCCUGAGAUCGGGAGCAAGGCAAAAGCCAAACCAAAAGCUCUGGCCAAACCCAAGACCAAAGUGUCAUCUGCGGGGCUGGACAGCGAACUCGAUGACUUGAUGAUUGUGGGGGAAAAGUCACCGCCACGCAGGAAGAGAACGCUGGUGAGCUACCAGGUGGAGGAGUUGCUGCUGCUGUCUGAACAAGAGGAGUCUGAGUCAGAAGACUAUACUGACGGCGAUUAG